This is a messenger RNA of Phyllotreta striolata, 1068 nucleotides long. Lineage: Eukaryota; Metazoa; Arthropoda; Insecta; Coleoptera; Chrysomelidae. The record is from the annotation of a GenBank genome assembly.
AUCAUACCAAUCUACAACAGCGUCUUCAGCUUUUCAUUUCAAUUUCGAAGCGAAAACCAAAAAUUUCAAAAAUGAAAUUUCUCGUAUUAUUAGCAGUGAGCUUGACUGUAGCAGCAGCUUUGCCAUUGGCAGUUUUCGAAGAUGAAAACGGCGAAGAAUUCGCUCUGGUUCCUCUUCAAAGGCAAAGAAGGGAUACGACCUGGGGAGCAAACCAAGGAGGGUUCAGUUUAGGCCAGAAGGGAACUUUGUUCGACAAUGGAAACCACAGAUUGGACGGAUCUCUUAGCGGAUCAAAGGCUUGGGGAUCACAUGGACUUAAACCCGACUCGUACAAUGGCCGCUUGGACUACUCGCAUCAAUCUAGUGGAUCAGGAGCUUUCGUCAGUGCCGAUAGAACUCCAGGUUGGGGCACUGAUGUCAAUGCAGGAGCUAAAUACAAUAUCGCUGGAGGAAAAAACUGGAAUGCUGACGUUACUGGACAAUAUGGAAGGCAUUUUGGCGGUCCAGGAGUUGGUUUGACUGUAGCAGCAGCUUUGCCAUUGGCAGUUUUCGAAGAUGAAAACGGCGAAGAAUUCGCUCUGGUUCCCCUUCAAAGGCAAAGAAGGGAUACGACCUGGGGAGCAAACCAAGGAGGUUUCAGUUUAGGCCAGAAGGGAACUCUAUACAACAACGGAAUCCACAGAUUGGACGGAUCUAUUAGCGGAUCAAAGGCUUGGGGAUCACAUGGACUUAAACCCGACUCGUACAAUGGCCGUUUGGACUACGGACACCAACCCAGCGGAUCAGGAGCCUUCAUCAGCGCCGAUAGAACGCCAGGUUGGGGCACUGAUGUCAAUGCAGGAGCUAAAUACAAUAUCGCUGGAGGGAAAAACUGGAAUGCUGAUAUCACUGGACAAUAUGGAAGGCACUUCGGAGGUCCCUUCGGUACCGGAAAACCACAAGCAGGAGUUAUGUUGAACGUUGGAGGAAAAUUCUAAUUUUCAAAGCUUUAAUUUAAUAGAUCUCUUUUAAUUAAAAAUGUACAUACUUAAUUAGAAUACAAUUAUAAUAAAGUUAAUUAGUAUCAAA